AUGUUUCCUUGGUCAGAGUGCCAGAACCCCGAUAAACCAGACCAAAAACCGUUCAUGCAAACCUUCGAAGUCGAUGUAAGUGACUGCGGCCCCAUGGUUCUUGAUGCCCUCAUCAAAAUCAAAACUGAGCAGGACCCUACACUGACUUUUCGCCGUUCUUGCCGCGAGGGCAUCUGUGGCUCUUGCUCGAUGAACAUUGGAGGCCGUAACCGUCUCGCUUGCCUGUGUGCCAUUCCAAAAGACAACAAAGUCACCAAAAUCUAUCCUCUCCCGCACAUGUAUGUGGUGAAGGACCUGGUGCCCGAUAUGGCCAACUUCUACGCUCAGUACACUUGGAUUGAGCCUUACUUGAAGAAGAAGGAUUUCACCGAUGAUCAAGUCGGUGAGAAGGUUUUCAUGCAAUCUGUCAAAGACCGUGAAAAGGUUGAUGGUCUCUAUGAGUGCAUUUUGUGCCUCUGCUGCUCCGCGUCAUGCCCUUCUUAUUGGUGGAAUUCUGAUAAGUACCUCGGCCCUGCGGUCCUCCAGCAGGCUUAUCGGUGGAUGAUUGAUUCUCGUGAUGACUACACUUUCGAUCGUCUGGAGCAAAUGCAAAACAAGUGGUCCACAUACCGUUGCCACACCAUCAUGAAUUGCACGGAAACUUGUCCCAAGGGUCUCAAUCCUGGGAAGGCCAUCGGUGAAAUUAAGAAGAUGCUUUUGUACUACAACUCGUACAAGAACAAGAAACCGAUGAACGAGCGCUUGGAGAACUCCUUCACCAACUAG
Messenger RNA from Mesocestoides corti, 765 nucleotides. NCBI's taxonomy places the organism in Eukaryota, Metazoa, Platyhelminthes, Cestoda, Cyclophyllidea, Mesocestoididae. The record is from the annotation of a GenBank genome assembly.